Eptesicus fuscus (big brown bat) is the source of this 3731-nucleotide messenger RNA. It is a transcript of the gene KIFC3, whose product is annotated as kinesin family member C3. Gene Ontology annotation, biological process: microtubule-based movement. Bases 130 to 3105 code for a protein of 991 amino acids. The record is from RefSeq and is a predicted model, not a curated record. The transcript is spliced from 23 exons. Gene Ontology annotation, molecular function: microtubule binding; microtubule motor activity; ATP binding. NCBI's taxonomy places the organism in Eukaryota, Metazoa, Chordata, Mammalia, Chiroptera, Vespertilionidae.
CCGAGGCUGCGGCGUGGAGCUGCCUCCCGGCGGCCCGGGCCUGCCGAGCCCCGCCGGCGGCGAAGCGGGGAUUCUGCCUCCGCCGGGCCGGCUGCCGGGCGCCCCGGGGAGGCUGCGGGUGCCCGGGCCAUGGUCCAGUCUCGCCGGACCUGGAACCUGGGAGCCCCGCCCUCGCUGCGCGGCCUGUGGAGAGUGGGCCGGGCCCCGGAGGAGCCCGCGCGGGGGAUGGCCCGCCCCGCCCCAGCCAGCCCGGCCGCCCGCCCUUUCCCACACACCGGCCCGGGGAGGCUGAGAACUGGGCGUGGGAGAGACGCCCCGGCCGGCGGCGAUGAGGACUCCGGUGCCCGCAGCGGGGCACGCCCAGCCCUAGCCCAGUGCCGAGCCCUCAGCGUGGACCGCGCUGGCCCCGGGAGCCCCCGCAGGCUCUACCUGAGCGUGCAGAAAAGUUGGAAGGAUGCAUGCUUCUCCUCUCACCCGACCUCCCGGGGAGAGCCACUCUCGUUUCCCAGGUGUUUCUCCGAGCAGGCCCAGCAGGACAAGGGGUACAAGAACAAGAGUCAGGGGCCGAGAGAAGAGAAGCUGCUGAAGAGGCAGGCGCCGGCCCCCGGGCGGGACCGGGAGGCCCAGGACGCCGGUGGCGGCACCAUGAAUGUAGAGAAAGCAGGUGGGCGGCUCUUUGGCAGCGGGAGGUGCUCGAGCCUGCCGGGGCCGCCCGGUGCAGCCCCCGUGGUGCAUAGGAUGGUGGAGGCCAUGGCCCGGCUGCAGGAGGACAAAGCCCGGCUGCAGGAGGAGCUGGCAGCCCUGCGGGAGAGGCUGGCCCUCCGAGACCGUGACCAGCAAGCCACCUCCACCCAGCUGCAGAGCCAGGUGGAGAGCCUGAAGGAGAAGCUCAUCAGCCAGGCCCAGGAAGUGAGCCGCCUCCGAUCAGAGCUGGGAGGCACGGACCUGGAGAAGCACCGGGACCUGCUGAUGGUGGAGAAUGAGCAGCUGAGGCAGGAGAUGCGGCGCUGCGAGGCCGAGCUGCAGGAGCUGCGUGCAAAGCCGGCGGCCCCCUGCGCGGGCUGCGAGCACAGCCAGGAGAGCGCCCAGCUCCGGGACAGGCUGGCCCGGCUGCAGCUGGAGGUGGCGGAGAACAAAAGCGUGCUCUCCGAGCUGAACCUGGAGGUGCAGCAGAAGACCGACCGGCUGGCCGAGGUGGAGCUGCGGCUCAAGGACUGCCUGGCCGAGAAGGCGCAGGAGGAGGAGCGGCUCAGCCGGCGCCUGCGCGACAGCCACGAGACCAUCGCCAGCCUGCGGGCCCAGUCGCCGCCCGUCAAGUACGUCAUCAAGACGGUGGAGGUGGAGUCGCCCAAGACGAAGCAGGCCCUCAGCGAGUGCCAGACCCGGAACCAGCACCUGCAGGAGCAGGUGGCCAUGCAGAGACAGGUGCUGAAGGAGAUGGAGCAGCAGCUGCAGAGCUCGCACCAGCUGACCGCACAGCUGCGGGCACAGAUCGCCAUGUACGAGGCGGAGCUGGAGCGGGCGCACGGGCAGAUGCUGGAGGAGAUGCAGUCCCUGGAGGAGGACAAGAACCGGGCCAUCGAGGAGGCCUUCGCCAGGGCCCAGGUGGAGAUGAAGGCCGUGCACGAGAACCUGGCAGGCGUCCGGACCAACCUGCUGACGCUGCAGCCAGCGCUGCGGACCCUCACCAACGACUACAACGGGCUCAAGCGGCAGGUGCGCGGCUUCCCCCUGCUGCUGCAGGAGGCCCUCAGGGGCGUCAAGGCCGAGAUCGGCCAGGCCAUCGAGGAGGUCAACAGCAACAACCAGGAGCUGCUGCGCAAGUACCGCCGGGAGCUGCAGCUGCGCAAGAAAUGCCACAACGAGCUGGUGCGGCUGAAAGGCAACAUCCGGGUGAUUGCUCGUGUCCGGCCAGUCACCAAAGAGGACGGGGAAGGACCUGAGGCGACCAACGCAGUGACCUUCGAUCCCGACGAUGAUUCCAUCAUCCACCUGCUGCACAAAGGGAAGCCCGUGUCCUUCGAGCUGGACAAGGUCUUCUCCCCAAGGGCCUCCCAGCAGGACGUCUUCCAGGAGGUGCAGGCCCUGAUCACCUCCUGCAUCGACGGGUUCAAUGUCUGCAUCUUCGCCUACGGCCAGACGGGUGCUGGCAAGACGUACACGAUGGAGGGAACCCCUGAGAACCCAGGCAUCAACCAGCGGGCCCUGCAGCUGCUCUUCUCCGAGGUGCAGGAGAAGGCCUCCGACUGGGAGUUCACCAUCACCGUCAGCGCGGCCGAGAUCUACAACGAGGCCCUCAGGGACCUGUUGGGGCAGGAGCCCCAGGAGAAGCUGGAGAUCCGGCUGUGCCCCGACGGCAGCGGGCAGCUGUACGUGCCGGGGCUGACGGAGUUCCGGGUGCACAGCGUCGACGACAUCAACAAGGUGUUUGAGUUCGGCCACACCAACCGCACCACGGAGUUCACCAACCUGAACGAGCACAGCUCCCGCUCGCACGCCCUGCUCAUCGUGACGGUGCGCGGCGUGGACUGCAGCACCGGCCUCCGCACCACGGGGAAGCUGAACCUGGUGGACUUGGCCGGCUCGGAGCGCGUGGGCAAGUCGGGCGCCGAGGGCAGCCGCCUGCGGGAGGCGCAGCACAUCAACAAGUCGCUGUCGGCCCUGGGGGACGUCAUCGCCGCGCUGCGCUCCCGCCAGGGCCACGUGCCCUUCCGCAACUCCAAGCUCACCUACCUCCUGCAGGACUCGCUCAGCGGGGACAGCAAGACCCUCAUGGUGGUGCAGGUGUCCCCCGUGGAGAAGAACAGCAGCGAGACCCUCUACUCCCUCAAGUUUGCUGAGCGGGUGCGCUCUGUGGAGCUGGGCCCCGGGUCCCGCAGGGCAGAGCUGGGGUCCUGGUCCAGCCAAGAACAUCUGGAGUGGGAGCCGGCCUGCCAGACGCCACCCGCCUCAGCUCGAGCCCAUUCGGCCCCCGGCUCUGGGACCUCCAGCCGCCCGGGCUCCAUCCGGAGGAGGCUGCAGCCCUCGGAAAGGCCCAGCCGUGCUUGGGGUACACACACGGGCGGCAGGUCCUGGGGUCCUGGCCCGAGGCCAGCCCGCCAGUGAGACGCCUGUUGCUUUGAUUUCAGCCUGAGGCUGGGCUGCCGUCUCCGGGGAAGUCCAGGCCGCUGCCUGUGUGAUGGACGUGUCCGCCCUGCCGUGUCAGGGUCUGGGUCCCGAGGCCUCCCGGGCCUGCUCCCGCCGCAGCUGGGAGCCUCUCGUGUCUCCCGAGAUGAGAAACACGUUCCGAAGGCAGCGGUGUCUCUGGGCUGUGCUCUGGGUGCCAGCGCCGUGGGCUGGAAGGGCAGGGCGGCAGGCCCAGACCCCCCGAGAGUGGUCCGUCGUGGGGAGGGCAGCAGUGUUGGGAGGUGGCCCUCGCCCGGGCUGGCCCGCCUCUCCCAGCCUGCAGGGCGCCCUCUGCGGGGGUGGCUGAGGGGCCCCGGGAGGCACAGGGCCCGCCCCGGGCGUGGGUAUGGUGUUCGUUGUGUACAGAGCGCGGCCGCCUGCCGGGCCCACCGGCCGGGUCUUUAUGGCUGGCAGGAGGCCAGGGGGCGGGGACGCUGCUGCUCCCCCAUCCGCCUGGCACCAGGCUCUCUCCUUGCUCACUGGCCUCCUGACCAUUUGCUCCUCUGAAAGCCUAUGGAGGAACUUUGGGAAGCUUAGCCAUUUUUAAUAUUAAAAUAAAAGCCUUU